AUGUCGUACAAUCCUACGUAUGGAGGGCAGUUUCAAGGGCUCCGUGGCGCAGCACAGAAGACUUCCGGAAACAGCGGCACAUCAAAAGUCGCGGGGAAGACUGCAGGCGGUGCUUCUGGAACGGGAGGAUCACCUGCAUCGAACGGAGGCAACACCGAGCCUGGUGACAAAGUAAUAGUGACUCUGGGCGGGCUGAAGCAGGUUAAACUGGACGCAAUUAAAGAGGAUGAUGAAAGGUACUUCAUCGUCGUGGGUCUCUUCGAAGGCGACGACCUGAAUGCAGUUGUAAAUCACAAGCGGAAUAGAACGAAAGCCGUGAAAGGCCAGCUCGUUGGGGAGAAUUACAUGUGUUCUUUUUCUGGAGAGAAGAUAAUUUUGCCGAUCGCAGAUCCAAAAAAACGGUUUUUACUUUACAUCUGCGCUGUCACAAUCACAAAAGGCACAGAUGAACAGGGCAAGGUGUUCAAGGAUAUCUCACUCAUGGGCAUUGGAUUUUCUCAAACUUUCGAGGUAGAUGUGUGCAAGAAGUACCAACAUACUACAGCCGAGCUGCGCCUUGUGGAAGGAGGUGAUCCUAGCAUCAGUCCCGGCAAACUCGAACUAACGGUCGACGUUUGUAAAGGGGAUAAGGGAGAAGCGGUUCCAGAGGACGUGGAGGAGAGCAUCAUGGCUCAAUUUCAGGGCUAG
Messenger RNA from Eimeria necatrix, 687 nucleotides. RefSeq lists its product as hypothetical. The transcript is spliced from 7 exons. NCBI's taxonomy places the organism in Eukaryota, Apicomplexa, Conoidasida, Eucoccidiorida, Eimeriidae. The record is from RefSeq and is a predicted model, not a curated record. Bases 1 to 687 code for a protein of 228 amino acids.